Mercenaria mercenaria is the source of this 980-nucleotide messenger RNA. Its product is annotated as TRAP-T-associated universal stress protein TeaD-like. Lineage: Eukaryota; Metazoa; Mollusca; Bivalvia; Venerida; Veneridae. Bases 90 to 752 code for a protein of 220 amino acids. The record is from RefSeq and is a predicted model, not a curated record. The transcript is spliced from 4 exons.
GUAAACAGUAAUCUGUUUUGCACGUUUACCUUUCUACUUUAAUACUUUGAUAGACAGGAUUUUAAAUUUGUUUGAUAAGAUGUUCAGAAAUGGCUGAAUCUGAACCGCUAGUGACCAGUGAACCGGUGUCAGUAUGCAAACGGGAAAAGGUGACAGUGGUUAUUGCCAUGGAUGGGAGUGAAUUCUCGGACUAUGCACUCCAGUUUUAUGCUGAAUGCCUUCACAGACCUGGAAAUGAAACGGUCAUAGCACACACUACAGAAUAUAGAUGUAUUACAAAACCGGAUAUGUCUAUCGUAAUCAAAGAAAUAAAGGCGUUAGAAGACAAAGCUACUGAACUGGUUGAUCGAAUCAAUCAGAGACUGAAAGAACUCGGGAUCGAAGGUAAAGUUGAACGUAUCCAUGGUGAACCUGGACCAGCAAUUGUCUCCAUCUCAAACAAUGUCCAUGCCGAUUACAUCGUCGUUGGUUGUCGCGGAAAAGGGCAAAUUCGCAAGACCAUAACUGGAAGCGUAACUGACUUCAUCACACACCACUCGCAUGUUCCAGUUGUUGUUGCAAGGCAUAAGGAUCACCUAGAGAAACUUCGUCUUCAUAUUCCAUUUAAACAUCACAAGAAACGAGGGGAUCCGACCUCUCCAACAUCACCAAGUUCAGCAAGUUCAGCUACGCCAACACAGUCGCCAGACUCCACUGGGUCAUCAUCUCAACUCCGAUUUCCCGGGUUAUCUGAAACACCGGCUUCAGUAUAAUCCAGCUGGUCAUACAUGUACAGUUUAUUGAGUUAGGUGAAAAGUUUUAGUAUGUAACACUGCAACUUGAUUUUUUUUCUCAGAAAUGACCAGUCGGGCGCUGAAGUGAUAUAUUAUUGACUUUCUAUCAUGUAUCAUAUCCAUAUAUGUCAUCUCGACAAAAUGUAACCAAAGAUAUAUUAAUCUUUCAACUACAUUCACCAAAAUAAAAACAAUUUGAGAAAUUAA